AUGUCAGCAGUAGCACCAUCAACAACUUCAGCAUCAGGAGGAGCAGCAACAUCUAAUAAUAACAAUGCGCAAUUCAACUUUUUCAAAAUGUGUAUAGGUAGACCAGUAGUAGUCAAACUUAACAAUGGUGUAGAAUAUAGAGGUAUCUUGGAAGUAGUAGACGGCAAUAUGAAUAUAGUAAUGGAACAAACAGAAGAGUAUUUAAAUGGACAAUUGAAAACAAAAUAUGGUGAUUGUUUCUUGAGAGGAAAUAAUGUUUUAUAUAUAUCAGCACAAUCUAAAAAAUAA
Cavenderia fasciculata is the source of this 288-nucleotide messenger RNA. RefSeq names its product LSM domain-containing protein (gene lsm6). The coding region runs from base 1 to 288 and encodes 95 amino acids. The record is from RefSeq and is a predicted model, not a curated record. Gene Ontology annotation, biological process: mRNA splicing, via spliceosome; maturation of SSU-rRNA. Gene Ontology annotation, molecular function: RNA binding. Gene Ontology annotation, cellular component: nucleolus; U4/U6 x U5 tri-snRNP complex; U6 snRNP. The transcript is spliced from 2 exons. Lineage: Eukaryota; Evosea; Eumycetozoa; Acytosteliales; Cavenderiaceae.